UAAAAAUACUCGAAAAUGCGCGGUUGAAAUGGAUUUUUUGUGGGUUUUGUGUUGUUUAAAAAAGCGUGGUUCUUGGACUCCCAAAAAAGAACCACCUAAUCCUAAACCAGAUUGGUUGAAUCAAUGGACAGUGAGUAAAGGUUGGAUUCAUAAUCGAUCUCAUAUGUUAAUGUUAGGAAUGAAGCAUCAUGAAACAAGCUCGGUGUGUACCGAUGAUUUAGAUGAUUUGAUUUCGAAUGGAGAUGAAAAAGAUUCAAAUCGAGACGAUAUAUUCGAAAAAAUCAAUGAAAAUUAUAGAUCGAAUUUCCCAAUUUUACAAUUUCAAAAUACCCAAACCAAAAAUGUUGUAUUAGAAACAAACGGAAAUUUUUUUAAAGAAAUUUGGACCAAAAUAAAUCAAAAACAACCAAAAAAAAUCAACAUCUCAAGCCAAAACAUCACCUUAUACAACACCCUAAAUUCAAAAACGAAUUUACACGAAGACACAAUUUACGAGUGUUCCUCAGAAGACAAUAAAAGCAGUUAUUUAAGCGUUUACAACAAUCCAAUUUACGCAACAACGAAUAAAUACUUUAGCUUCCAAACGAAUCAUUGCAAAAAGGAAGGUUUAAGCCACAGAAAUAAAAAACGCGAGAAAUACAUUAUUAGACAUAUUAAAAUAAGGAUUAUGCUCACGUUAAGAUUAAGCAAAAUUCACAAAACUAACAAGUUUUCGAGAAAAUUUCGUUCGUGUUUUAGUGAAACUCUAAAGAUGCAACAGAAAAGGAUUGGAAGAGGAAAAAAUUCGAUAAAAGUCCAAAAUUUUAGACACGGCAGAUUGAACGUUUUACGUUGGCUCUUGUGGGAAGCUCAGGUUCGAACCGAAAUGCCCGCUUUAGAAAGGGCUUCUUCGACAACAAACACAACUUUAGCACUACAUUACGCCGCUGCGAGAGGAUGUUUGGAUUGUGUAAGACUGCUUGUUGAUUCUUCGCAAGAGUUAAG
Onthophagus taurus is the source of this 984-nucleotide messenger RNA. The record is from RefSeq and is a predicted model, not a curated record. NCBI's taxonomy places the organism in Eukaryota, Metazoa, Arthropoda, Insecta, Coleoptera, Scarabaeidae.